This is a messenger RNA of Hydatigera taeniaeformis, 1122 nucleotides long. NCBI's taxonomy places the organism in Eukaryota, Metazoa, Platyhelminthes, Cestoda, Cyclophyllidea, Taeniidae. The record is from the annotation of a GenBank genome assembly.
AUGUUGAACCGUGUCGAGAAGGAAAUAAUUUUUUUUACCAUUGUGAAAGGAAUUGAUGAUUCAACUGAGCUUGACGACCUUAAUGCAUGCCGAAGAGCGGCAAAGGGUCUGCUUCGAGGUGCUCAGCAGAAAAUGACCGACCUGGUACAUGCGGAGAAGCUGCGCUACUUUGCGGACAAUUUAAAAGAGGAUUGGGUCGACGUGGAUAGCAGCAAUACGAAACAUAAAUCCCUUCUUGAAUGGAUGAAAGCCUCAGACGCAAAACUAAUCAACUAUGAUAAACUGGCCGUUCAGAGUCGCAAGGAAGGCGGAAAACUAUGCAAUAUCGAACUUCAUGGUGUGGCGCUCAAAGAUUGCUUCUUCCUCCUUCGGCAAGACCCUGAAACCGGGAAAUAUUCACUCUAUCGCGAUACAAAUAUGCCACCAAUCCUUGUAUGGACUAAGUACUUCGGCUACUUUCGCGACCAAGCUGGUUCUCCGCUUACCUUCAUCAUUCUCAUGGAUUCUAAGAACGCUGCGCCGACUUUGACCAAAUUCAUCUGUUCCACACAUGAUGAAGUCGCUCGGUGGCAAAAGAUAUUCACAGAAGGGUUCGAUAACUUCGGCAAAGUAGUUGAGCCAGAAGUGGAGAGCAUGCUGCUGCAAAAGAAUACUAGGGUCCUCGAAGCCGCUGAAGAACGCAGGAAGCGACAGGAAGAGAAAUUGGAGUUCAUAAGUCAGCUUACUGCUGAUAUAUUCGCUCAAUGGGAUAUUCGUAAUACGGUAUUUAGGACCCUUUUUGUUGAUGAUGGCCUUAUCACAUCAGCGUCUCGGUCUAACAGCGGGCGUUCAACGAGCAGGGAUCAGCAACUGAACCGACGGUCUUUGACUAGCCAAUCCGAUAUACAGCAGCUUGAUGAUGAGCAGACGAGAGUGCGUGGUCUUCAUGAGAAAUUCAUGAAAAGCGUUAUGCGCUUGGCAAACUUAUGUAGUGAGGCUGACUCUACAUGUCUGAGUCGCAGCGCCUCUGAUGCUGCCGAUCGUCGCCCAUCCUGCUCCAGCAUCGCGACGCCGACGCCUGACGCCAGCGGUAGCAACGACUCUUCUAAAAGUAAAGUCGCGUUACUUCUCCUUAAUCUCUAG